AUGGGCGACGGCUCUGACUAUCCUAGUCCAAGAAGUGAGGGUCCUAACGGAGCUCUUGCUGCUUCCAUCCUUGCCUCUGCCUCUGAACAAUCUCCUCCAUCCGCCAGAAUGUCUACCCACCACAGAUCAAACGACUACGCAAUUGCCAAAGUACACAACGAAGGGGGCAUGAGCUACCUCGACGCCACGCGCCCACGUCUCUCUGUCCGACGCGCUCGCGAUCCCCCCAAAAACUCCGAGGGUCAGAUCUUUUGCGACCACCUCGAUUGUCAAGCUGCUCCCCCGACGUUCCGCCGUCCUUGUGAAUGGAAUAAACACAUGGACAAGCACGAUCGCCCCUACAAAUGUUAUGAGCCUAACUGCGACAAGAUUCAAGGCUUCACAUACUCCGGCGGCUUACUACGUCACCAGCGCGAGGUGCACAAGAAGAACACCGAUGCCAAGAAGGCCUUGAUGUGCCCAUACAACGAUUGCAACCGCAGCACUGGCAAUGGAUUCACACGCCAGGAGAACCUGCGCGAGCAUCUUCGCCGCCGCCACAUGCACAGUGACGAAAACGCCCCGCUUGUCGUGGACAUGCCUUGGGACCGCGCAACAGAGCUGGAGGGCGUCGAGGGUGUCGAGGGUGUCCGUGCCCCAUCUCUCCCUGUGACUGGUAUGAAGCGCCGACACGAUUCUCACGACGGUAAUCUUCCCGAGACGGACGAGAACGGCACCGAUCUCCACCAUGAAGUGAAGCGCCUGCGCCGUGAGGUCGAAGAGAAGGAUCGCCGCCUGGAGGAGCUGGAGCGAAUCGUUGCCGGCCUUCAGCAGGCUAUCCCCCAGCAGCCCCCGACUGAGCCCGACCUGCAGCCUCUUUCUCAGCCUCUUUCUCAGCCCACUCCUCAGGCCGCCCCUCCUGUCUAA
Penicillium arizonense is the source of this 906-nucleotide messenger RNA. RefSeq names its product putative C2H2 transcription factor. Gene Ontology annotation, cellular component: nucleus. NCBI's taxonomy places the organism in Eukaryota, Fungi, Ascomycota, Eurotiomycetes, Eurotiales, Aspergillaceae. Bases 1 to 906 code for a protein of 301 amino acids. The transcript has 2 exons. Gene Ontology annotation, biological process: regulation of transcription by RNA polymerase II. The record is from RefSeq and is a predicted model, not a curated record.